This is a messenger RNA of Xyrauchen texanus (razorback sucker), 1183 nucleotides long. RefSeq names its product C-type lectin domain family 4 member E-like. NCBI's taxonomy places the organism in Eukaryota, Metazoa, Chordata, Actinopteri, Cypriniformes, Catostomidae. The record is from RefSeq and is a predicted model, not a curated record. The transcript has 5 exons. The coding region runs from base 215 to 1081 and encodes 288 amino acids.
GAUCCCCUGUUUAAAAAAGGCACUGUAACCAAUAUGUUCUCACGUUUGCGCUCACAACAUGCAUGUUUUAAACAUCUAAUUCCUCUUUCUAAAAGCAGUAUGCAAAAUAACGCCCUUGUUUUAGGCAUGCGCAAAAAAGACAGAAGAGUCUUUGUCUCAGGGCCCUGUCUGAGAGUCUGAGCUCAGAAGAGGCUAAAAAACAUUCUUUCAAGUCAUGGAAAUGGAGGACAUUUAUGCAAAUGUCGAACACAAUAACUGCAACAGACCAGUUAAGGAAGACCUGGAUGAAGAUAAAGACAUUUAUGUCAACAAGGACACAUUUGGUUCACAAAAACAAAGUUGCAGCCAGAAUGAGUCUAAAGCCCAAAUCCAAGGAGGAAGUAGAUGUUUCGUGGUGAGCACAGUGUGUCUUGGGCUCAUAUGUGUUCUUCUGGUGAUCACCAUUAUAGUGCAACAAAUGAAGAUCACAUCAGAUAGAGAAAUAAAGCUGAACUAUAAAAACAUGGCUGAAGAAUUCAACCAAACUGUAAACAGGAUGCAGGUCAAUUACAGCGAUCUAACAAUUGAAAAAGUCCAAUUGCAGAGCAGUUUCAACUCUUUGGAUCAGAAGAAACUGGAGUUGGAGACCAGAGUCAACAGUCUAACUAUUGAAAAAGAGCAAUUGCAGAGCAGCUUCAACUCUUUGGAUCAGAAGAAACUGGCGGUAGAGGCUGAGCUAAUGAAAAAGAAUUCUCAACGAGGGUACUACUUUGUCAAUGAGCAUAAGAGCUGGUCUGACAGCAGAAAGUUCUGCAGGGAUCGUGGUGGAGAUCUGAUCAUCAUCAACACUGAAGAGAAACAGAGGUUCAUAUCUUCAAUCAUCAAGGAGAGAGUGUGGAUUGGUUUGUCUGACAUCGAGAAUGAGGGCAACAUGAAAUGGGUGGAUAAUUCCCCACUGAAGAAAGGGUUUUGGAUAGUAAAUGAACCAAAUGAUGCUGAUAGAGCGGAGGACUGUGUUGAAAUAAAUCCCUCAUUACCAGCAGAGAACAACUGGAAUGAUCUCCCAUGCUCAGCAAGUAAAAGAUGGAUUUGUGAGAAUUAGCUUUCAUGUCUUCAACUUUAUGAUAUUUUAUCAUGCUUUUACUUAUAUUAUUCUCUGAAAUGAUUGCAUGUCUGAUAAAAGUUCCUUGUCAAUAAAAAUUAA